CUUCUCUCCCCCUCUCAAUUUGCGACCUUUCGUUAAGUUUCCUCUACAGUAUACCUCCAGCGUUAUUAUUCCCUCUGAAUACGUACACGAGACACCAUCAUUUACUACGGUAUCUCUCCACAUAACACACUUGAGUCUAGCAGGCGCGUGUCGUUUCGUUCUCAGCUUAAUCUUGGACACUUUUAAGCCAAGGACGAAACACAAGGGCAUCCAAUCAAUCACGCAACUUCUUUCGAAUUGCCAUUCGGAGCUACCUCGCUUGUGAAUCAUCAGCAACAAGGCGUAUGCUACCGGCAUCGUCAAUCGUUUCGCAUAAAAAGCCAGCAUCAAUCCUUUCACAUAGUACACUAUGAGACUUCUCAAUACUGCAACUUUGGAGUUUGAGAAGCAGUUUGGAGAUAGAGCACGAGAAUAUGCCAUCCUCUCGCACAAGUGGGAGAAGGUAGAAGAAGAAGUUUCGUUCGAGGAAUUACGCUCUCCUUCGGCUCGCAAGAAGAAAGGCUACGCAAAAAUCUGUGACUUCUGCGACGAAGUUAGAUCACAAGGAUACGACUACGCUUGGGUUGACACGUGCUGCAUUGAUAAAAGGGACUUCACCGAACUCGCAGAAGCCAUCAAUUCAAUGUUCAAUUGGUACAAGAACUCUUCCACCUGCAUUGCCUAUCUGUCCGAUUUCUUGCUAGAACCAGAACUAGGUCAUCGACAGUUUGAAUCCGACCUUGCAAAAAGUCAGUGGUUCAGCCGAGGCUGGACCUUACAAGAGCUUAUAGCUCCAGCAGAGGUCAAAUUCUAUGAUUCGAAAUGGCGUUACUUUGGGACCAAACAAGAUCUUGCCGGAGCAAUCUCCAAGAUCACUGGAAUCAGCAAAGCUCUCCUUCAAGGCAAACGGGGCUUGAAGAAAUUCAGCUGCGCACAAAAAAUGAGUUGGGCGGCGAAGCGGCGAACUACUAGACCUGAAGACAGAACAUAUUCGCUCCUUGGACUUUUCGGCGUUAGUCUACCACUCAUAUACGAUGGAGACGGCUCCAGAGCCUUCAAGCGGCUGCAAGAAGAAAUCAUCAAGAGCUCCACAGAUCAGUCCAUAUUUGCGUGGGUCCAGUAUGGGCCAUCGCCCUUCAUCCAAGGUGGACGUACGAUAUUUGACCAAAAAUGCAGUAUCCUUGCACCAUCACCCGAUUGCUUCCGAUUUUCAUCAAAUAUUGUUGCUUUCAAAAGGGAGGUAUCAAACACUCCUUAUUCUCUGACCAACACUGGAUUGGAUAUUACCCAACCAAUUUACAAGUUGAUCUCUUCGGGAGACUUGGUCUUGCUAGAAGUACUGCUGGACUGUUAUAGUGAAGGAAACCAAGACUGCAGAGUAUCAAUAACUGUAGUGGGGUCAAAUUCGAUCUAUAAGUUGAUGAGAUGGCGGUCAACAGAAACUCUCGGGAACCACAGCAGACUAGCGGUAUCCAGAGUUGAGCCUCACUUUCUCGGAGCUCUCAGCUUUCACUCAGGUGUUAUUGCCCGGGAAGAAGAUCGUGCGAAGGUUCCCUUACAAAUCUCGCCUAUUUCUGUCGACUCGGACCAGACCUUGGUAUCGGUGGAUGUAUCUUGGAUGAACGAUCGAGGGUGGGAGGUGGAUACACUCAGGAAAAUGAUUUUUGCUAGAUGUCAAAUCCAGAAUUUACGCAGAGAGAGAGCCAGAGCAAAAAAAAAUGACAUCAGCAAUAUGCGCUUAGGGCUUGGUAUAGUUGCACUUGGAGCUUGUGUAUGGAAGCUAGCCUUGGGAACCGAUUCAGUAGCUAUGAAGUGAUUGAUUAACUGCUAGUUGAAGAGAAUGUUACGCUUUACUCUGGUGCAUUUCACUUCGAUCGGGUGAUGCUGCCGCUAGGCUUAGCCGGUGGCGCACGGCAGAAUCCGGGAAUAGCUUCAACGCUUCUUCUUAGGCUUCCUUCCUUCCUUGGCUUAGAAUCGUCGAAUAUAGGGAUUCUCAUACCUUUGUUUAGGCCAUCUCAUGCUAUAUAUGACUUUAUUCUAAGCUCAUCCAUGAUAUGAUCUCAGGUUUCCAGGUCCCAGGUCAAGUCCCAGGCGCACGAAAGCUUCCAAUCAUUUUUCACGACAUAAUACGU
This is a messenger RNA of Hyaloscypha bicolor E, 2111 nucleotides long. Its product is annotated as HET-domain-containing protein. The coding region runs from base 350 to 1795 and encodes 481 amino acids. NCBI's taxonomy places the organism in Eukaryota, Fungi, Ascomycota, Leotiomycetes, Helotiales, Hyaloscyphaceae. The transcript has a single exon. The record is from RefSeq and is a predicted model, not a curated record.